AAAAACGUAAAGAAAAAUCUACUCAACAUAAAGAACCUACUGAACCAAAAAAACGAAAACGUACAAUAACAAGUAAAGAAAAUAAUAAUUCUCAACAAAAUUCUGAUUUCAUUAUUCCGGAUGAUGAAGAACAAACUCGUUGGUUAAAUUGGGAACAAAAAAAACUUGAAAUUCUUGAACGAACAGUAGCUUUAAAAGAAAGAUUAAUUGAAUUAAAUCAACAAGAAAAGGAGCAUUUAAAUA
Racocetra fulgida is the source of this 243-nucleotide messenger RNA. NCBI's taxonomy places the organism in Eukaryota, Fungi, Glomeromycota, Glomeromycetes, Diversisporales, Gigasporaceae. The record is from the annotation of a GenBank genome assembly.